AUGGGCGACCAACCAGGCAACAAGCACGACGCUCGAACUUCAUCCAUGGCCCGCACUGCACCGCAGUACAUGGGCGCUCUCUUUGUCGGCCUGCUCGUUCUUCGCAUAAUCAAUGCCCUGAUGAUCAAGACAUCUUUCCAGCCAGACGAGUACUUCCAGUCGCUGGAGCCCGCCUUGGAGACAGCCUUCGGGCCUUCCGUCAACGCCUGGAUCACAUGGGAAUGGCACGAACGUCUCCGAUCAUCGCUGCACCCUCUCCUAUUUGCCUCAAUCUACAAUCUUGCGGACAGCAUUUCCACGACUCUUGGUCUCACGCCAAGUGUUCGGGCAGAAGUGCUGGUGGCUGCUCCAAAAGUCUUGCAGGCCGUGUUCGCUGCUCUGACCGAUGCGUACACUUACCGACUGGCCUGCGAUAUUUACGGCUCGAAGAGUCACGCAUCAGCGGCAGCCCUCGUAUUGUCAAUAACUAGUCCAUGGCAAUGGUUCGCUUCAGUACGUACGCUAUCGAACUCCAUGGAGACCACCUUGACGAUUAUUGCGUUACGCUUGUGGCCUUGGGACCUUCUCCUGGGUUCGAGUCCAGAAGAGAAGCAGACCGCGUCAAACUCAUCGUCAACUGGCCUCUACGGCUCGCUUUGCGCCGCUGCUAUAGCCUGCAUUCUCCGGCCAACCAACAUCAUCAUCUGGGCCACCAUCAGUAUCACCGUUGUCUUCCGAUAUGGUGGCAAGCAAGCAGCGCUAAGGCUGGCGACUGCAGCGUCCAUUUGUGGGUCAGCAGUACUUGCAGUUUCGGUCGCUGCUGAUCGAGCUUUCUACGACGAGCUUGUACUGCCUCCUCUGCGCUUUCUGCACUUCAACGUUGUACAGUCAUUGGCUGUCUUCUACGGACAGAAUCGGCUGGACUACUACAUCACCGAGGGUUUACCGCUGUUGCUUACUACAGCUUUGCCUUUCGGAGCCGUAGCGCUAUGGCAAGCCUUGUACAGCCUGCGCAAGGAUACAUCGUCGUCAAAUGCAGAGUAUCGUAUGACGGCCAUAUCGAGCACCCUUGCAUUGACAGUCAUCACGUCGGUGCUUGCUCUCGGCGGGAUCUCCCACAAAGAAGUCCGGUUCAUCUAUCCACUACUGCCAAUGCUGCAUGUACUUGCGGCGGAGCCAUUUUCAAGCUUCUUCCGGCGACCGGCUCGACCAAGUCGUAUCAUCAUCUUGACUCUGGCAGCCGCGAUUAACGUCGCCGUUAUGUAUUACACAUCCUACGUCCAUCAACGCGGCGUUGUCGAUGUGAUGCACUAUCUACGCCACCAGCAUGAGAAAAAGCUUGCCCUCUCCUCCACUCCGGGAGCUGGAGAGAUGGUGGCUACGACGGUAGCAUUUCUGAUGCCUUGCCACAGCACGCCCUGGCGCAGCCAUCUCGUCUACCCGGAGAUCGAAGCUGGGGCCCUGACGUGCGAACCACCCAUCGGACUUAGCGUCGAGGAGCGGCUAGGCUACAUGGACGAGGCGGAUGUCUUCUAUGCCAAUCCUAUAGCAUGGGUCGAAGACAACAUGGCAAACACAGCGUCGAUACGGCACGGCUCUUCUAUGGACGCUGGAACAUCAAGCGACGACGAAAAACUGGGCUGGCCACAGUAUCUGGUAUUCUUCCAGCAGCUAGAGCCCACCAUGAAGGAGGUACUUGAAGGGACGAAGUAUCGAGAGUGCUGGAGAGGUUUCAACACGCACUUCCACGAUGACUGGAGACGAAACGGAGACGUGGUGGUGUGGUGUAUGGCAGAAUCGUAG
Saxophila tyrrhenica is the source of this 1782-nucleotide messenger RNA. It is a transcript of the gene GPI10, whose product is annotated as glycosylphosphatidylinositol anchor biosynthesis. The transcript has a single exon. The record is from RefSeq and is a predicted model, not a curated record. The coding region runs from base 1 to 1782 and encodes 593 amino acids. Gene Ontology annotation, molecular function: alpha-1,2-mannosyltransferase activity. Gene Ontology annotation, biological process: GPI anchor biosynthetic process. Gene Ontology annotation, cellular component: endoplasmic reticulum membrane. NCBI's taxonomy places the organism in Eukaryota, Fungi, Ascomycota, Dothideomycetes, Mycosphaerellales, Extremaceae.